UGGCAGCUGGAGCCGAUAUUAAUGCAGCUAAUGAGAAUAGCUGGACAGCGACACACUUUGCUGCUUUCAAUGGUGAUAUGGAGAGUGUAAAAGCUCUUGUCGAAGGGCUUCCAGACUUGUCACUAUUGGAUCACGACGGAAAAUCAGCAGUUGCUGUUGCGAAGGACGAGAAUGAAGAAGUGUCAAUCUUUCUAGCAACACACCUGCAGAAAGCAAAAUCUGACAGCGAGCAUGGAGAUUCAGAGCAGCUAUCACGUGCUGACGAACACGGUAGAAAGCAACGGGGUGCCAUGAGAGACUUAGCAGCGCAACUUUUGGCUACCCGAAGACAGAUGUCUGAACGAGAUCGAUUAGAGGAGAUGAAACUGGACGCCCUCAUCAGUGAGAGAGACCAGAUCUUUGGCGAGCUUCGUGCGACAAAGAGUAUGCUGGAAGAGAAAGAGUGGGAGGAUAAGCAAAAAUACUCCGUUCUAACAGACGAGAAGAACAAAAUGGCGGGCGAACUCGCGGUAAGCUCGAGUGACCAUGACGAAGUUGAUAUUUUCAGCUUUUUUUAA
This is a messenger RNA of Sphaeroforma arctica JP610, 557 nucleotides long. RefSeq lists its product as hypothetical. The record is from RefSeq and is a predicted model, not a curated record. The transcript is spliced from 4 exons. Lineage: Eukaryota; Ichthyosporea; Ichthyophonida. The coding region runs from base 78 to 557 and encodes 159 amino acids.